This is a messenger RNA of Linderina pennispora, 810 nucleotides long. RefSeq lists its product as uncharacterized. Gene Ontology annotation, cellular component: mitochondrial inner membrane. Gene Ontology annotation, biological process: mitochondrial respiratory chain complex I assembly. The transcript has a single exon. Bases 97 to 669 code for a protein of 190 amino acids. Lineage: Eukaryota; Fungi; Kickxellomycota; Kickxellomycetes; Kickxellales; Kickxellaceae. The record is from RefSeq and is a predicted model, not a curated record.
GACAUAGUCUGGCUGCCGAGAUAGUGAACUCUAGCGUUGCCUCGCCAACCUAGAAACCUCUCUAUUUUUCCAGCUCCUCAGCAUUCACAAGCAAUAAUGUUCAGACAGCUGGUCGCACGCACAGCCGCCCGGCGGAUAUCGGCCGCCCGCUCCCUCACCACCACACCAGCACCGUCGGCCCCCAAGCGGCCCGCCAACGACAGCCAUUUCCAGUACGACAUGAAAGCGCCGCAGCUGGACGCUGGCGUGGCCAACCUCUUCCUGGUCGACGACAAAACCCUGCGCAUCUCCAAGAUCCUGCCCACCGGCUUCAAGCUGAGCUCUGGCCACACUGUCUACGGCCCACUGCUGAUAGUCAACAAUGAGGCCUUUAAGCUGAAGAUUGCGCCGCCACAGACGAAAAACGGCACCACAGUGCAUCCCUUCAGCGAGCUUACCCCCGAUGCCUUGCGGAUUCUCGAUGUGGUGACGCCUAAGCCCGAGAUGCUGGUCGUGGGCGGUGGUGCUGAGACAUGGCCGGUUAACAAGGAGGCGCGCGAGUACCUGACCAGCAUUGGGAUCAGUGUCGAGAUGGCCAAUACAAAGUUUGCCAGCAACACCUUCAAUGUGCUGGCCGAGGAGGGCAGGCAUGCGGCGCUGCUGGCCAUUCCCGCUGGUGUCAAAGUGUGAGCCAUGUAGAGCAUAACACAUAUGUAAUAAAUGUUUUUCUUUUUAUAAAAACUUGCUAGACACGCUCCAUGGGCGGCGACGAGCACUCGACCUGCUGGUACUCAGAGUCAUUCCCAGCCUGCGCGCAGUGGCUCUUCACCG